AUGUCCCACGAUUUACCUGCGACAUGGCCAUACCCGGAUUUCGCCCUCACUUCCACACUCCAUCAGCCGGCGCCCCUUCACGAAGCUCAAUUCCAACCGCUAGAAGGCUCAGCAUCCGCUCCUCGUUCCGGUCGAAGGGCACGAAGCACGUCGCUCGACAAGAAAUUCUACUGUAGCCUCUGUCUCAGCCAAUUCCAAGACCGCCGUUCGCGUGAUAAACACGUCGACAAGCCAAUAUGCAGCCAGAAGGCCGUCACUCGAGGCUUGCCUGUGCCAACGCCAGUGGACAUCGCCCGCAGUAAAACAGAAGGUCGGAAUGCGUACUUGCGAGAAUUAUCCGACGCUUGGGCCUCUACCGAAGGGAGGCGUGGCAAGCGCAGAAGAGUCCAGCCCGAACCCAGCAACACUCAGAAUCAACAACCUAUAGCAUCGUCGUCAACUUCGGCGUUGGGCCACCAACAGCCGAACCACGCUGACGGCUUCUAUGUCGGUCAAAAUGAGAGUGCACAACGUCUCUUAUCGCAUUAUGGGGCCAGCAGCUACGGAUUAGCGCAGAGACCUGACGUCUCUCCUGACUCAGGGUGGGGCAGUGACCCGCUGUAUCACGCCCAGCAGUCCCAUAUUCACGCGUUUUACGACCAGCGCGGUAUGGGCGUCGCGCACAACUUCGUUCCCCAACCGAGACAACCUGGAAACGAGAGCGCAAUGGCGGGUGUAAACUACCAUAACCAGACCUCCGAUCUGUUCCACCCUUCUCACCAACCGAUUACCCAUGCCACUGCAACAGUGACUCCCAGGACACGACCUAUCCAGACCAUACCUUUAGUCUCCACUCGUUAUCUGGGCUAUUACGAGCAAUCAAGUGGUCAACCGAGGCCUAUGUAG
Molecule: messenger RNA, 885 nt
Organism: Mycena indigotica
Lineage: Eukaryota; Fungi; Basidiomycota; Agaricomycetes; Agaricales; Mycenaceae
Exons: 2
Coding region: 1-885 (294 amino acids)
Source: RefSeq, a predicted model, not a curated record